This is a messenger RNA of Dendrobium catenatum, 647 nucleotides long. Its product is annotated as photosystem I reaction center subunit VI, chloroplastic. The coding region runs from base 63 to 500 and encodes 145 amino acids. Lineage: Eukaryota; Viridiplantae; Streptophyta; Magnoliopsida; Asparagales; Orchidaceae. The transcript has 3 exons. The record is from RefSeq and is a predicted model, not a curated record. Gene Ontology annotation, cellular component: chloroplast thylakoid membrane; photosystem I; photosystem I reaction center. Gene Ontology annotation, biological process: photosynthesis.
AAUCAAAAAGGAGCUGCUCAGUGGAGAAACAUAGUAAAGCGAAGUGAGAAACGAGCUGAGAAAUGGCCAGCCUGACCACCACCGCCGUCGUCGCCGUUCAUCCCGUCUCCGUCAAAGGCCUUGCCGCCGGCAGCUCGGUUUCCGGCACAAAGCUCCCACUCCGGCCAGCUCGUCGGACUCCAGCCCUCAGAUCAAAGGGGAGGGUGGUCGCUAAGUAUGGUGAUAAGAGCGUGUACUUCGAUCUAGAGGAUUUACCUAACACCACUGGUCAGUGGGAUUUGUAUGGCUCUGAUGCUCCUUCUCCUUACAAUCCACUCCAGAGCAAGUUCUUUGAGACAUUUGCAGCUCCAUUCACAAAGAGAGGCCUAUUGCUGAAGUUCUCGGUCAUCGGAGGCGGUUUUCUCCUCGCCUAUCUCAGCGCCACCGCAACCGGUGACAUUCUCCCAAUCAAGCGGGGCCCACAGGAGAAACCAAAACUGGGUCCACGUGGCAAGAUAUGAUUGGUCAUGUACAACUACUUGCUCGCUCUGUCAUCAUUUAUCCUUUUUCUCUCCUUCUAAUUGUGCUCAAACGUUUAUGUGUUUAUUAUCUUACUCUUUAAUUAGUGUUCAUCUAAAUUUUGAUAUGGUCCCUUAAUAAAUUAUAAA